Messenger RNA from Lodderomyces jiufengensis, 501 nucleotides. RefSeq names its product E2 ubiquitin-conjugating protein (gene RAD6). The record is from RefSeq and is a predicted model, not a curated record. Bases 1 to 501 code for a protein of 166 amino acids. Lineage: Eukaryota; Fungi; Ascomycota; Pichiomycetes; Serinales; Debaryomycetaceae. Gene Ontology annotation, molecular function: ubiquitin conjugating enzyme activity. Gene Ontology annotation, cellular component: HULC complex. The transcript has 2 exons. Gene Ontology annotation, biological process: proteasome-mediated ubiquitin-dependent protein catabolic process; protein polyubiquitination; DNA repair.
AUGUCGACACCAGCGAAAAGAAGACUUAUGCGUGAUUUUAAACGUAUGCAACAAGAUCCACCUAGUGGUGUAUCAGCAUCACCAUUACCCGACAACGUAAUGAAAUGGAACGCAGUAAUAAUAGGUCCAUCAGAUACACCAUUUGAAGAUGGUACAUUUAGAUUAAUAUUACAAUUUGAUGAUCAAUAUCCAAAUAAACCACCAAUUGUUAAAUUUAUAAGUGAAAUGUUUCAUCCAAAUGUAUAUGCAAGUGGAGAAUUAUGUUUAGAUAUUUUACAAAAUAGAUGGUCACCAACUUAUGAUGUUUCAAGUAUAUUAACAAGUAUUCAAAGUUUAUUAAAUGAUCCAAAUAUUUCAAGUCCUGCUAAUGUUGAAGCUGCUAAUUUAUAUAAAGAUCAUAGAAGUCAAUAUGUUAAACGGGUUAGAGAAACUGUGGAAACUAGUUGGAAUGAUGAAAGUAGUGAUGAAGAAGAUGAAGAAGACGAAGACGAAGAAGAAUAG